GAUCUCUGCCUCUCUUCUAUUCAGGUAGCAAGAUAAGUUCCUGCCACGUCAAUGAAUGAGACAAAUCAUUCCCAGGUGACAGAGUUUGUGUUGCUGGGACUCUCUAAUUCUGAGGAGCUCCAACCUUUCCUGUUUGUCAUAUUUUCACUACUUUACCUAGCAAUACUCCUGGGAAACUUUCUUAUCAUCCUCACUGUAACCUCAGAGUCUCAGCUACACACCCCCAUGUACUUUCUGCUUGCAAACCUCUCUUUCGUAGAUAUAUGUGUUGCCUCUUUUGCUACACCCAAAAUGAUUGCAGACUUUCUGGUUGAGCACAAGACUAUUUCUUUUGAUGCCUGUUUGGCCCAGAUUUUCUUUGUUCACCUUUUCACCGGCAGUGAAAUGGUGCUUCUUGUAUCCAUGGCUUAUGACCGUUACGUUGCUAUAUGCAAACCUCUCCACUACAUGACAAUCAUGAGUCGCCGUGUGUGUAUUAUUCUUGUUCUCAUCUCCUGGCUUGUGGGUUUUAUCCAUACUACUAGCCAGUUGGCAUUUACUAUUAAUUUGCCUUUUUGUGGCCCUAAUCAGGUAGAUAGUUUUUUCUGUGAUCUCCCUCUAGUGACCAAGCUGGCAUGCAUAGACACUUACGUUGUCAGUCUACUUAUAGUUGCAGACAGUGGCUUUCUUUCUAUGAGUUCCUUUCUCCUCUUGGUCAUCUCCUACACUGUGAUACUUAUCACAGUUAGGAAACGCUCCUCUGCUAGCAUGGCAAAGGCCCGUUCCACACUGACUGCU
Messenger RNA from Suricata suricatta (meerkat), 777 nucleotides. RefSeq names its product olfactory receptor 4K15. Gene Ontology annotation, cellular component: membrane. The record is from RefSeq and is a predicted model, not a curated record. The annotation marks the transcript as partial. NCBI's taxonomy places the organism in Eukaryota, Metazoa, Chordata, Mammalia, Carnivora, Herpestidae. Gene Ontology annotation, biological process: G protein-coupled receptor signaling pathway. The transcript has a single exon. Gene Ontology annotation, molecular function: G protein-coupled receptor activity; olfactory receptor activity.